This is a messenger RNA of Belonocnema kinseyi, 1009 nucleotides long. RefSeq names its product ribosomal RNA-processing protein 7 homolog A. Lineage: Eukaryota; Metazoa; Arthropoda; Insecta; Hymenoptera; Cynipidae. The transcript has 4 exons. The record is from RefSeq and is a predicted model, not a curated record. Gene Ontology annotation, biological process: rRNA processing; ribosomal small subunit assembly. Gene Ontology annotation, cellular component: UTP-C complex; CURI complex. Gene Ontology annotation, molecular function: RNA binding. Bases 118 to 879 code for a protein of 253 amino acids.
ACAACCUAACCUCUUUUUUGGCAUUUAAUGAUUUAUUCGACACAUGUGUUUUUAAUGUUUUGAUCGGGUUUUCAUAGUUUUUAUAUAUAAAAAUAAGGUGAAGUGUUAAAAUACAGAAUGACAAUUACCGAGGAAUCGCUCGCUGGUUUCAGAACAUUAUGGCUGCGUUACGAAGCAGGAGGUUCAGAUCGAAACCAAUUGUUCAUAAAAGAACACUCAGGGAGAAAUCAAGCUGCUGAAUAUCCAAGAGGACGAACGUUAUUCGUAGUAAAUAUUCCACCUUAUGCAACUGAAGAUUCAGUGAAACAUGCAUUCAGCAAAAAGUGCGGACCUGUUAAAACCGUCACUUUUGCGACGAGUCCUGGAAACCCAGAGAAAUUUACAUACGUCGUUUUCGAAAAAGAAUCGAGUUUAGACAAAGCACUUUCGCUAUCAAAAGAAACAAUUUUGAAUCUUAGUUCCUCAGACAAUCCUCUCUUUACUGGCUUAAAGAAAUGGUGUAAAGAAUACAAUGAAUCCAUAUGCGACGAAACAGCCACGAAGAAGCAAAUAGAGCAGUACAUGGAAAAGUAUGAUCAACGAAUCGCAGAACGUCUAGAAAGAGAAAAGGCAGCCGAGGAAGGAGACGCAGAUGGUUGGAUCCAGGUUACGGGCAGAAAAAAGCGAGGAGAAUUCGCACUUGCUCGAAAAGAAUCCACAAUAAACAAACUGCAAAACAAAUUGGAAACCAGUAUUCGGAAAAAGCAGCUGCGCAACUUCUACUCAUUCCAAAUUCGCGAGGCCAAAAAGCAAAACUUGGCAGAGCUUCGCAAGAAAUUCGAACUCGACAAGAAAAAGUUGCUGCAGAUGAAACAAACUCGGACAUUUAAACCUUUCUGAAGUUGUUGAGUACUUUGUUGAGAAAAUCAUGGAAAUGUUAAAAAUUACUUUUAAGAAAUUAUAAGAAUAUUUUUAAACUCAAGGAUCUUUUUUUGUAAACUUAUAAUAUACAAAUAUACAAAUAAUCUAA